Messenger RNA from Vicia faba (fava bean), 549 nucleotides. The record is from the annotation of a GenBank genome assembly. Lineage: Eukaryota; Viridiplantae; Streptophyta; Magnoliopsida; Fabales; Fabaceae.
AUGGCUUCUGGAACGCAGAGCAGUGGAAUGUUAUCCAGAGAACAACUUUUCCAUCUUUUUGAGCGAUUCGCUAUUCUUACUACCCAGCCAGAUGUGAAGAAAAGCAUUGUCGAUGCUGUUCUGGAUAAGCAGGAGGCUGUUGCUGUGACAACUGCUAUACAGGAGGAAAUAUUUCUGGAGAUGGAUAUUGACCCAAGAUUUGGUAUUUCAUGCCUGGGAAAAAUCAGUACUGAAUAUGAGAAUGACCGAGAUUUGAUGAUUGAGUUUUAUAAAUUCCUUGCCAAAGAAGAGAUGGCCUGCGAUGAAGCAGAGCUUGGAGAAGAAGAAUUUGCAGAAAAAAAGAGCUAUCAACAAAACUUACAGCAACAGCAACUUGAGAUGCUGCGGCACAUGCGCAAGUUUAACUUGGAUGAUCAAUCUGCAAUCCUUGAGAAGUUACACCAGCAGAUGCAAAAUGGCAAUUAUGAAAGUGAGACAUCCAUAUUGUCAGCUGAGCAGAUGGAAGAGAUGGUUCAAAGGAAGGUGACCCCUUUGUUUAUGCCAAGUUAG